GUGUGGCGCGGGGGGCGGGCUAAGUGUUUGGCUGGUGUUGCUUGCAGCCAGGGAGGUGCUGCUGUUUCUGAGGCUGCAGGAGCGGGUCGCUGAGGGGAACCUGCGCUGUGCCGGCAACACAGAAUAGGAAUUCCUUCACUCUCUUGGACCCUUGCAGUUAAUGUUUUGCCAGGGAGACAAACAAGAGCUUGUUACAAAAUCCAACAUAAAAGAUACGAGGGAGACGCUGUGGAAUUGGACAGCGGAGUUUGCAUUUGUGUUUCCGCCUCAUCUCAUUCGCAAUUGUUCUGUCUCUUGAAGUAAAUGUCUUUUACUGAAAACCUCAAUGAGUCAUCAAACUUUUAAGUUGUCUGCUUUGACCUAAUUAUUGGAACAACAAACAACUGGUCGCUGGUUAAAUAUCGCCAUCGCUGUCAUUGGAAGGCUUGUAUUUGGUUCUCCACUUCCAGUUGCAGAAUGGCUGGCUACGGGUAUUACAGGACCACCAUCUUCACAGCUAUGUUUGUGGGUUAUACCCUGUACUACUUCAACAGAAAAACCUUCUCAUUUGUGAUGCCAUCGAUCAUGGAGGAGGUGACCUUGGAAAAAGAUGACUUGGGUAUGAUAACCAGCAGUCAGUCGCUAGCGUACGCCAUCAGCAAGUUUAUCAGCGGCGUGCUCUCCGAUCAGAUCAGUGCCCGGCUGCUCUUCUGCACCGGACUCUUCCUGGUUGGAGUGAUCAACAUCGUCUUCUCCUGGAGUUCCACCGUCACUGCUUUUACCGCACUCUGGUUCUUUAAUGGACUGGCCCAAGGCUUUGGGUGGCCGCCCUGUGGGAAGAUCCUACGCAAGUGGUUUGAACCAGCGCAGUUUGGAACAUGGUGGGCUGUGUUGUCCACCAGUAUGAACUUGGCGGGCAGCCUGGGCCCACUGAUCGCCACCACCAUGGCUCUGAGCUACAGUUGGCGGGUUACCCUCUCCCUGUCCGGCUCCAUCGCCAUUGGGGUUGCCUUCCUCUGCCUGUUCUUCAUCGUCAACGAGCCGAUGGAUGUGGGACUACCCAACAUCGAACCGGGCGCGAAGAAAGGAGACAGGAAAGGGUCAACUGGACAUGAGAGCACCUUGAAGGAGCUGUUACUGACCCCAUAUCUAUGGGUGCUGAACAUUGGCUACCUGGUGGUGUUUGGUGCAAAAACCUGCUGUACAGAUUGGGGUCAGCUCUUCCUCAUCCAAGAGAAGGGACAAACUGCAAUUAUAGGGAGCUCGUUCAUGAGUGCACUGGAAGUUGGUGGUCUGCUGGGCAGUAUUACUGCUGGAUACCUGUCUGACAGAGCUGUCGCUCGGCAUGGACUUCGCAGUCACGGCAACCCUCGACAUCAACUGUUACUAUCCAUGAUGGGAGGAAUGGCCGUAUCGAUGUACCUCUUUAGAGUCACGGUAACAACAGAGUCUGCCAAGUUAUGGAUUCUCUCCUUGGGAGCCAUGUUUGGGUUCUGUUCCUAUGGGCCCAUUGCACUGUUUGGAGUGAUAGCGAAUGAGUCUGCGCCUUCCAACCUGUCCGGCACGUCUCACGCCAUUGUGGCUCUCAUGGCAAACGUGGGGGGGUUUCUGGCUGGACUCCCGUUCAGCACCAUCGCGAAGAAAUACAGCUGGGACAUGGCCUUCUGGAUCGCUGAGGUGACGUGCGCUGUCACCACCGUGGCCUUCUUCCUGCUGAGGAACAUCCGCACCAAGAUGGGCCCCGUGCCCAAGAAGGAGGACUGACUGAGGCGCGUUCCUGCAGUGGAGAGCCUUCUGCUUUGAUCAUGUUGGUAAAAGCUCAGUAGUGAGUGUACUUCUGCGCACACUGUUACUCUCAGUCUGUAGGCUGCAGGUCCCACCACUAAAUUCCCACUUUCCCCAAGUUCCAUCUCAAUAGACAAUAGGUGCAGGAGCAGGCCAUUUGGCCCUUCGAGCCAGCAUUCCUAUAGGAUUCUCCCAUAAGAAUCAGUGUAGACCUUGGCCCUGCUUCUUUACAUAACUAAAAGACAAAGAUGUACGGAUUUGUAGGCUAAUUGGCCUCUGCCUCCCGUGUGCAGGGAAUGCAUGCUAAACACAGAACUAGUGUGAAUGGGUGAUCAGUUGUAAAAUUGUCCCAAUAGACACUGGGCAAUUGGUGCAUGAGUAGGCCAUUCAGCCCUUCGAUCCAGCACUACCAUUCAAUGUGAUCAUGGCUGAUCAUCCCCAAUCACUAUCUCGUUCCUGCCUUCUCCCCAUGUCCCCCUACUCCGCUAUCUUUAAGAGCCCUAUCUAGCUCUCUCUUGAAAGUAUCCAGAGAACCUGCCUCCACCGCCCUCUGAGGCAGAGAAUUCCACCGACUCACCACUCUCUGUGAGAAAAAGUGUUUCCUCGUCUCACUUCUAAAUGGCUUACUCCUUAUUCUUAAACUGUGGCCCCUGGUUCUGGACUCCCCCAACAUCGGGAACAUGUUUCCUGCCUCUAGUGUGUCCAAACCCUUAACAAUCUUAUAUGUUUGACUAAGAAUCCCUCUCAUCCUUCUAAACUGCAGAGUGUACAAGCCCAGCCGCUCCAUUCUCCAUGCAUAUGACAGUCCCGCCAUCCUGGGAUUGAAAUCACCAUCUGCAGUUCUUUUCUACACCUGAAAUGAUACGGCCUAGUGACUAUCAGUUGUGUGUUGCACAGAAUCUAUUUGGCGUCAGCUGGUGAGCUAUUAUCCAUGUGAUACCACAGAUGUUCUCUACUGCUGGGGUUUGUGUCUUCAGCUCUUCUGUUCCCCCGUCAACAUUCGUCAUGAAUUGGAAUAACUCUCGUCAAUCGCACCUGGUUCCUCCUCGCGCUCAACAAAAAACCUAGACGUUAUCCGUGGCUUCUACUGAUGUCCUCCAGCAAGAUGCGUCACGUGGGUGACCCAAGUGAAUAAUGGAAGGACACUGCCUGAAAAUGAAGACUGUUUACACUGUGAUCACAAUUGGAUUGGGACUGGAGUUUGAUAUAAAUGGUGCUUUAGAUUUGUCUGUGUGAUCACUCGUGCUUUCUCUCCCAGUCAGGGUACAAUGAACAACAAUGGUGAUCCCAUGGUCCUUGUUGCCUGCUCCACCAUUCAAAAUGAUCAGGAUGGAUAUAAUCUACCUCUGCUCCAAUCUUUCCCACUCUUCCCCCCUUUUCUCCCUGUGUCCAAAAUAUGUUGUUCUCUUGCCAACAAACCAUAGAUGCAGGAGUAGGCCAUUCGGCCCUUCGAGCCAGCACUGCCAUUCAAUGUGAUCAUGGCUGAUCAUCCCCGAUCAGUACCCCGUUCCUGCCUUCUCCCCAUAUCCCCUGACUCCGCUAUUUUUAAGAGCCCUAUCUGGCUCUCCCUUGAAAGCAUCCAGAGAACCUGCCUCCACCGCCCUCUGAGGCAGAGAAUUCCACUAUCCCUGGUGACUGAAGAAAGACUGCCCUUACAGGUGAUGAAUUCUAAAGAUUCACCACCCUCUCCCGAAAUCGGCAUCCUCUUGUAUGCUGAGUUUGUAACCUCUCUUGCCCCUAGUCAUCCUCUCACUCUAUCCUCUCCAGAUCUAGUAUUAGCUUUCAGUUGUGUUGUUCAUGUAAACUCCAGAGAACUGGACGUCCCAGGACAAUCCCCCUUCAUCCUGGGAAUCGAUGGACUGAACCUUCGGUACGUUUGCUGUUGGAUGUGUUCAUCAUUCCAUGGAUAAAGGAGAUCGGAACUGUAGAUGGUGGUCCAGUUGUGAUUGGCAUACUCCAUUGAUAUGGACAUUCUUUAUUUUCAUUUAUUCAUUAGUUCAUGGGAUGUGGACACCACUGGAAAGACAUACCUUAUUAACCACAAAAAUCUGGAGUAACUCACUACUCCAAACCUAGCCAACAAUUUUUACAACUGUAAUAUGACGUCCCAACUCCUAUACUGAUGAAGGCAACUGUAGAUGGUGGUCCAGUUGUGAUUGGCAUACUCCAUUAUAACUUACCCAUAGCUUCACCAAGUUCACUUGCAGUUUCGACAAAAUAAUUUAUCUGCGAGGAUCCCAGCGUCAUCUGCCCAUGGACAUUGUCCAGUUCCUCGCUACUUUAAAGUAUUCUGUUUUUUUGUUUUUCCUCGUAGAAACUCUUGGAUUUCUCUGCACUUCUAUUCUCUCUGUCCCCAUCCCAAUGUCUCUAUGAUCUUCCCAAGCAGACGCCAUUGAUAUCAUUGUUUAAGGAAGAACUUCAGAUGCUGGGAAUAAAAAUCAAAGGUAGACAAUAAUGCUGGAGAAACUCGGCUGGUGAGGCAGCGUCUAUGGAGCGAAGGAAUAGGCGACGUUUCGGGUCGAGACCCUUCUUCUCGAAGGAAUAGGCGACGUUUCGUGUCGAGACCCUUCCGGGUCUCGACCCGAAACGUCACCUAUUCCUUCGCUCCAUAGAUGCUGCCUCGCCCGCUGAGUUUCUCCAGCAUUGAUAUCAUUGCUCCGAUACCCCAGGUGUUUACACUAACCUGAUUGCCUGCUUCUUCCUACUGUUCAAGAACAAGAGGUAAACAUUGUCCAUGGCUUCUAUUUAUGUCCUACAGCCGGAGGUGACGUGUGUGAUCAUCCAGGUGAAUAAUGGGAGGAAGCUUACUAAAUUAGUUAUGUUUACAUUAAGAUUUUAAUUGGAUUGGGAUUGUGGUUCUAAUGUGCGUGAAUGCUCAUCCUCUCUCUGGCAGAUUCCCAGCAUGAGACUUGACCCUUCAUUCCUGUUGUGUUACUCCCAACUGUAUCAGUCUUAAUCUCUAAAGGAACCUUGUGUCGCAUCUUGCCAAAAUACCCUUUGAAUAUCUAAACGACAUCCUCUAUCUCCCCUUUAUCAAACCUGUGAAUUAAAAUGUUAACUGAAAAGGUCUUAGAUUGUCAAACACUAUUUCCCUUUUAUAGUUUUUUGACACUGCACAACAACACCUUCUGCGUAAUCAGUACCUUUCACUUCUAGUACUUAACUAGCUGAUCUUUAGUUCACUAUUCUCUCUUCCUCUGAAUAAUAGGUUUCUAUUUGUUCCCUUACAAUCUCAGAAAUUAAAAUUUAUAUUGGUAUCAUUGUGGAUAUCACUUUUCGAACUCCUGGUGUUGGAUUUUGGUGCCAUUGAUAUGGACAUUCUUUCUUUUCAUUUAUUCAUUAGUUUGUGGGAUGUGGACACCACUGGCAAGGCAUACUUUAUUAACCACAAAAAGCUGGAGUAACUCAGUACUCCAAACCUAACCAACAAUUUGUACAACUGUAAUAUGACGUCCCAACUCCUAUACUGAUGAAGGCAAGCAUACCAUACACCUUCACCACGACCGACUUGUGUCGUCACUUCUGGGGGAACUCUCCACCUCUACCCCGGGUCUCUCUGCUCUGUAACACUCCCCAGAGCCUUGCAUUCACUGUCUCUCUUGCCCACUUGGUUCUUACUUCUAUGUAGAUUGCUUUGUUCAGAUACAAGACCCUGCUUAGUAAUAUUCACCAGGUUACGAUCCUCACGUGCUCUUUCAUUACAACUUAUUAAAAUCCCAUGUACAGCAGCUGUUUUUUUUUAAUUUUCUUGCUCCCUAGUUAGCUGACAUACUCUUGUUGAAACUGUCAAUGUAUUCUCUCUCUACACACACGCACACGCACACACUCACACACACACACUGACUACAUGCACAUUGAUAGAUAACCACCUCAGACUACACCCACCUGUAUUCUAUCCCACCUUGUUUCUUGGCAGUGAAACUGGUUCUACAUUGAGUGUUGAAAGGAACUGCGGAUGCUGGUAUAUACCGGUUCUGCAGGUGCUGUUAUAUCCUCUACAUUUAUUUUAUUGUCUCAUACUCUCCUUUGCUGUCUUUCCCCCCUAUACUAUACUUCAUAUUAUCAUGGCUUCUAAUUUCUUCCACACCUUCCUUCUUAAUAUUCCUCUUUUUCAAUAAAAGUCAAAGGUUCUGGUAAAUGUAGCACUGCCUGCUUCAUCUUUCACUUUCAUGGAAUUCCAUAACUCCAACUCUUUCAUAUCUGUUGAUUCAUUUUUUUUGUUAAUGGCUGUAAUGCAAGUUUAGAUUAAGUCUUUAUAAUGAUCUCCCAUCUCUCAUGAUCAAUGUCCCACGACUUUCAUAGAUUGUUCCAGGUGACCCGUUAUUUUUCUGUUCAACAGUCUUGAUGAUGACGACUUUAUACUGUAUCCCCCCCUAAUGAAUCCACCAUCAACCUUUUAUUAAAUCCUAUCCCACUGCCCUUGGAGUAUUGAGUUGGAUUUAUAGUCAUAGAGUGAUACAGUUUGGAAACAGGCCCGUUCAGCCCAACUUGCCCACAACGACCAACAUGUCCCAGCUACACUAGUCCCACCUGAACACUAACCGUGGAGGCCGUGCCCACCUGAAUACUUGCUCAAGUACAAACCCCUGCCCACAAAGUCCCAAUAGAGCAGAUGUUUGAUUAGCACACACAUCAAUGUUUUAAUUAACUAUCAAUGUUGAUUUACACAUGAAAAUAAUGCACUGACUUCAAUGUGCUGAGGUAUUAAGUGCACGGCUUCUAAACGUGGUUGACCUCCCACUUUCCUUAAGUAAUAUAUACCUAAACUUUUGCUGUUUUUGUGGAGUUGGCAGGGUCAUCCACAAACAGGGCUCUUAAAUGUGUAAAGUUAUCAAUCACAGAUCAAUCCUCUCCUCUUUAAAAAUUGAUUCUCUGUCCAGUUUGUACUAAUGGAUGCCAACUUGUAGCAACGUUGUCCACUCUGGGAUUGUCCGUUUGACAAGCCAAGUAAUUUAUUGUGUGCUAGUAUUAAUAUUCUAGAUCCAGCAAGCAAGGAUAAUAACCAAAGUACCUUUUACAUCCAUCAACUGAGCAGGAUUAAAUAUCAAUGUGGCAGUGUAACCAGGUGUGAAAUGAAUUAAGCAGCCUUUGUAAUAAAAUAUGUAAAUAUGCCAAAUUA
Molecule: messenger RNA, 6883 nt
Organism: Leucoraja erinaceus (little skate)
Lineage: Eukaryota; Metazoa; Chordata; Chondrichthyes; Rajiformes; Rajidae
Gene: slc37a4a
Product: solute carrier family 37 member 4a
Exons: 9
Coding region: 457-1743 (428 amino acids)
Biological process (GO): phosphate ion transmembrane transport; glucose-6-phosphate transport
Cellular component (GO): endoplasmic reticulum membrane
Molecular function (GO): glucose 6-phosphate:phosphate antiporter activity
Source: RefSeq, a predicted model, not a curated record